Molecule: messenger RNA, 3177 nt
Organism: Mytilus trossulus (common blue mussel)
Lineage: Eukaryota; Metazoa; Mollusca; Bivalvia; Mytilida; Mytilidae
Product: myosin heavy chain, non-muscle-like
Exons: 7
Coding region: 1-1494 (497 amino acids)
Cellular component (GO): myosin complex
Molecular function (GO): zinc ion binding
Source: RefSeq, a predicted model, not a curated record
AUGGCAGAAAUCAUGGAAACCUUAAGUAAAAAUUUCAAAAAACCAACAUAUGCUGAAGCAUCUGUCUUGCAAGAACGUAGUCAGAAACGAGAUGAUGCACUGAAAGAUUUAAAGAAGACCUCGAAAGGUUCAAAAAACCAACAUGAAGAAAAUUUGUAUGAACUUAGAUUGAAACAUGCCCAACAAACAAAAAAUAUUAAUGAAGAAUUAGAAAAUGUUAAAAAGAGUAAAUCUUCAUUAGAAAAUAUGAAACAGAAAUUAGAACAUGAAAAUGCAGAUUUAAUAAAUGAUUUAAAGGCAGUUCAAAUAGCUAAACAAGAAUCAGAACGUAGACGUCGACAAGUAGAACAGAAUUGUCGAGAAUUGACAGUCAAAUUAACAGAAAUGGAAAGCAUGAAAUUAGAUUCUAACAAUAGGGAAUCAAAACUCCAGAAUGAGUUGGACCAAGUUACUGCACAAUUAGAGCAAACUGAUGCAAAAUUGGAACAAGCGAGUGCCAAAAACUCCUCUCUGGAAACUCAGCUGGCUGAAGCUAAUGCACUAGCAGGUCAAAGGCAAAUUGAUUGUUUUGGACCAGAGAGUACAGCAAUGGACAAGGCUUUUAAGCUAGCUCAGGAGAAAGAAAUAGUAGAAAAGACGGAUACAUCUGAACCACAGACAAGUUGCACAACACAAUCACAAACACCCAAAGAAGUAUCUACGGCGCAGACCCCAACCAACAGUUGUGUUUUCUGUGACAACCAAGGUAUUUUCUACUGCUACGAUUGCAAGCUAGCAUUUUGUACACCUUGUAGAGAUAAUCAUGAUAAACUACCACAAUCAAAAACACACUCUGUAACAGAUUUGAAAAGUGUUAAUCCCUCAGCCGUUAAAUUAAGAUGUGAGUUACACAAAUCUGAGUUUACAUUUUUCUGCACUCCAUGCAAUACAUUGGUUUGUAAUUUAUGCGUAACAUCUGACCACAAGGAACAUGGCAUGUCUGGUAUCAUCGAAAAAUCCGACGAAAUUAAAAGACUCGCGAAAUCAAAAUUAUCAGAUAUGAAAAGCAAACUUCAAAAUCUAUCAAAAGCGGCUGAAAUAACUAAAAUGAUUGACAUACCAAAAAUGGAUGACGAAUCAAAAAUGGCUGUUGCUAAGAUCCGUUCUAUUGAAAAUGAUGUGCAGAAGCUAAUAAGCACAAAAGCUGAUAUCAAAGUCAAUGAAGUUCAAGAUGAAGCGCAGUGGAAAAAAGAAGAGCUACAAAGUGCUUGGAAUAAUAAAGAAAGAAUUCACAGAAAACAGACAAGUAUUUAUGAAAGCCUGGAAACACUUUUAUCAGAAGAGCAUGCAGUUUCGUUCUUGGUGUCUUAUCAAACCUUAGAGAGAGAAAUGUGUGAUCUAACCAGUGAGGCAAAUGAUGACAUAGAACCCCAUCACAUACAGGCCCCAGAUUUACAAGGAUUUCUUGAUGAAACUAUUCAUUCCUUACAGGAUUAUAAAAAGAGAUUAGAAUAGAAGAAAUUGUGGGAGUGUAAUAAAAAUUCGCCAGGAAAAGAAAACAUCUACGUUCAGAGUCGCAAAUUAUAUUUACUUGACGUGUUGUGAAUAAUUAGAGAAAAAGUUAUCAAAAUAUCAAAAUGUUUUUGUUUAACAAAAUACAUCAUGAUUAUUUAUAUAUAAUUAUUGAUUUGAUUUCCGCAUAUAUAUUAUAUAUUCAGAGCAUUGUAUAAUAAAGCCAUUUUUGUGAUAUAUUAUUUUAGCUUCUUGUUUCCAUUCAAAAUUAUUCUAAAUUGACAAAUAAUUGUCUAUUUUUUAUUUGACUUCAUUUCUCAUUAUUAAAAAGAGAUUUGUAAUGAGGUUUUAAACAUAUAAUCAGAGAUUUGCUUACUAUAAGGCUAAUUGUCAAAGUAACAGUUCUUGCUUCAAAGUAGUUUAUAAAGAUGAAUGCAUUUUAAAGGUAAAUGCAAAUGCAUUCACCUUCUAUUUCAACACAGCAAUCUCCAAUUUUGAUGGGGUUUUUUUUUUAAAACUUUUCUUAGAUUACGGUAUUUUUGGGGUAAACAUUGCAUUCAUGCGAACCAAACAAAACCCGUGCACGACUAACUUGAUAUCUUAAAUUUAUUAGGCUUUACCACUAGUUUUGAGAUAAAGAAAACAUAGUGCAUUGAGCAUAGUAUUCUAUACAUUUUAAUGAACAUUUAUGCAAGAAAUUUAUCAAUGAGUUAUACGUUCUCUGAUAUUUCAGUUACAAAAUGAUGUGUAUUUGUAUAACUAAGUUAAUAGACCAUUUUCGCCGGAAAAAACUUGUCAAUUAUACGCGCCUUUAUGACGUCAUUUACAAGAUAGAGAGGGUCGCCUGUAUUCCUGCACUAUUAACGUUCAUCAAGCGUCUUAGUGAUCGUCAAUGUGCAGGAUAAACUAUAUUUAAUUGUUGUUCUGUAGGAACUUAAUGACAAUUCCCUAAUGACAGCAGUACUGAUUGUCAGUUUUGAGAAUUAAAUUUGCAGAAUAAUUCGUACAAUAUAAAACUAUAGUUUACCAACCAUUCGCUCAACAUUGGAACGGAAGUGACGACGCCCCUAAACGCACAAAUGACGUUCACUAAAACCAGAGUUUUUGACGGAAAUGCAUCGAACUCGAAAGUUGUCUAUUACAUUUUACACUAUAUUGAAAUGAGAAUAUUUAGAGUUAUUUAAAAAAAAUAAGUAAUAUAAAAGUAGAUUGAAUACAUGCAGUCCCAAAAUUCAUUGGGGGUUUUCAAUAAUGUGCUUGAGAGAGUACACAUUGGUAGGUACACUGUCGUCAAAAUCAAUUAUGAUAUAUUUUUAAAUAUUUAAUCAGUAGUGUUGUAAUAUUUAACUUUAUAUAAAGUUUUACCACACUUUUGUUAUGUUUGAUGCGCUUCAAUUGUGUACCACGUAGUAUGUGAAUAUCUGAUUUUAUAUAUUUUUUCUUACUUAUUUUACUAUGAUCAGUAGUGCUAGAUCUUGCAUUAAAUAAACUGUCUUUAACUUAUAUCUAAAUACAAAAUCCCAAUCCUAGCCUGUUAUUUACGAUGAGUUUUUAUUUUAUUUAAUGUACUCAAAUGAAAGAAUUUGUUGAUUAGUUUUUCUUGCAUGGCGUAUAAAUUAUAUAUUAUGUAUAAUGACCAUAGAGUUUGUCUUUCCGUUUUAUCGAAUAAACGUUAUCAAGAUGUCA